CAAACCAGAUGAGAAUUCAUUCAGGAUUUCGCCACCGUCCUACCAAGCAUUUGCAACGACAACUUGGUUAGUUGGUAGGAUAAAUGUAGGUUGCUUGUUUACUUUUGGUUGGUGAACUCAGUUGGACGGUUCGGUGGUAACUUUUGGGUUUAAUUAGUGAGUUUGUGUGUUUGUUAGUUUGGUUGACAAUUUGUUGGCUGUUCAGGUGAUAAGUUGGUCAGUCAGCCAAUCUCAUAAUUAGUUUGGGAAUUCAAUGUUUGGUUGGUUAGUUAGUUGGUUAGGUCAUUUUGAUGGUCACUGAGUUGCUUGUUGGUUCGUCACUUAGGCAGAAAUGAUUUUGCCUCAUGAAACUGCACUUAGUUCCGUUCUUAUGGAGUCUACCUGUCCUUUCUCUACUGUUUGGGGCAGCGGAUCCCUCCGCCCCAGGAUGCCGAGAUAACAGCGCAGUGCUUUGUCCGAACGUUUCAGAUUACGUGAUGGUGUCGUGCUUCCCCAACGCCAUUAUCGCCAAUGUGCCCGAGUGUCCGUACGGAUGGAAGAUGGAGCAGCUCUCCCUGGGGGGCGUGUGCUCUACAGGCGUGCACAGCUCCGGUUACUACCGCUUCAUCAUCCCUGACCUGACGCCCAAGAACCACUCGUACUGCGGCACCCAGUCGGAGUACAUCCCGGGCAAAGACGCCCGCUACGUCUUCUUCAACUCGGUGGUGUCCAACGACACAUCUCUGACGCUCAGGAACCAGCCAGUCAACUACACCUUCAGCUGCGUCUACCGCGCCACCUACCUGGUCAACAACGCCGUCUUCAGUCAGAGGUCAGGAAACACCUCGUCCAGGCCCUCGGAAAAAAGUUGUGCGUGGAUUAAAAAUGCCUUUGCUUUUUCCAGAGUGGCCACCGUCUAUGUCAGCAACGGUACUUUGGGUUCCUUUAAGUCACAGUUAUCCAUGGGUGUGUUCACGAACGCCAAGUUCCUGUAUGCCAAAGAGACGCCAUACGUGAUUGACACCUCUGAGAUCGGCUCGGAGGUCUUUGUCGGCGUGGAGGCCAAAGGGCUGAGCGGACGUUUCCGCGUGGUCAUUGAAAAUUGUUGGGCCACGCCUACACCCUACUCCACGGACAGGAGGAGGUGGAGCCUCAUAAUCAACAGCUGCCCAUCCGACGACACGGUGAACAUUUUCGAGAACGCCAAAGACGGCCGCUCCACCUUCAAGUUCAACUCGUUCCGCUUCCGCGGCCAGGAGAAGGUGUCCACCGUGUGGCUCCACUGCGAGGUCCACGUGUGCGACAGCGAACGGAUCGCCUGUCAACCCAGUCCUUGCCCAGCCAGGAGACUGGCACCAAAAGCCGAGCAACACGCCGGUAUCCUGACUGCUGAAUUUUACAUCAGAGCUAAUGGAUCAUCCGGUAAAGGACACAUCAUAGGAGCGUCUCCGCCUCUCCUGCUGCUCAUCCUAAUCAACACGUGCUGCCAUGCUUACACCAUUAAUCAGUGAACAAAAAUCCGCUUGUUGUACAAUUGGUGCGCAUGCAACUCGUAAUCGGUGCUUUUACGUGCGUCCUUUAAAGCGGAAAAUGCGCUACUUCGUAGCUUCGUAGCUUAGUAGGAUCCGCUGUGAUCCCACCAUCAUCAUCAUCAUCCCUGUUUUUCAACUGCACAUAUAAAAAUGUAUUUGAAAACCCUCCGUUCGAUUCUCGUGUCUUGAGGCCCGCUUGAGAAGUACUGAGAAAUAAAUAUUAAAAAAACAUAAGUGUUAUUUUCAUAUAUUAUUAUCACGGGUAAACUAAACAUCCACUGGAGGUAAGGCGACGUCCCCGCUGGCAGCUUUCUUCGCAGCUCCCUUGACACACUACAAAAAAACACCCCAAAAAAUAUGAAACACAAUAGCAACGUCAAGAACAAGAAGAGGAGUAUGAAGAUGACUCCCGGGUGUACCUCUGCUGCCAGCUGGAGGCUCGCGUCCGCCUGCGCAGGUCUUUGAGCAUCCCGUAAAGGAGGGUUGAAACCCUGUUUGCUCAACAGCCAGUAGGUCUUGUGGCAGCCUUUACCCUGACACA
This is a messenger RNA of Hippocampus comes (tiger tail seahorse), 2052 nucleotides long. It is a transcript of the gene tectb, whose product is annotated as tectorin beta. The transcript has 7 exons. NCBI's taxonomy places the organism in Eukaryota, Metazoa, Chordata, Actinopteri, Syngnathiformes, Syngnathidae. Gene Ontology annotation, molecular function: extracellular matrix structural constituent. The record is from RefSeq and is a predicted model, not a curated record. Bases 345 to 1490 code for a protein of 381 amino acids.